Tachyglossus aculeatus (Australian echidna) is the source of this 2442-nucleotide messenger RNA. RefSeq names its product outer dynein arm docking complex subunit 3 (gene ODAD3). Lineage: Eukaryota; Metazoa; Chordata; Mammalia; Monotremata; Tachyglossidae. The transcript has 14 exons. The record is from RefSeq and is a predicted model, not a curated record. Gene Ontology annotation, biological process: cilium movement; outer dynein arm assembly. The coding region runs from base 96 to 1832 and encodes 578 amino acids. Gene Ontology annotation, cellular component: cilium.
UGGCUCGCCUACUCCCAGAGACUCCCCGGUCUCUCGGUUAAUGGUGGAGCAGGCCGCUCGCCAUCUUAGGCGUGGCGGAAAACUCCGCCGCCAAGAUGCUUCCGGACGAAGAACCUUCUAAAAAAUCCCCCUCAGGCAGUCAGGAGGGUCUCAUGGCAGCCCAUGGCAGCCCGGCUGCCCCCAGCACGUCAGAGCCCGUGAAAGUUCCAAAAAUGAAGUUUUCCGUACGUGAUCAAAUCUCUGAUUUGCGGAGGAAGAUACAGCUGCUGGAAGGGGACGAGAAGGCCUUUUUGGAGAGCACGGAAUGGACGAUGGAGAAGAACAAGGAACUGAUCGAAUACCUGCAAGAGAAGAAUAGGAAGAUGCACAAGAAACUGGGGCGACUGCUCAUGGGGGAUGACCACAUCAUGAGGAGAGUGUUUCAGGAGCGGCAGGAAGAGAAGCUGUCCACGAGGAACAAGAAAGGGAAGGCAGUCAUAGACCUGAUGGACCGCCGGGUGUGCAAGAAAAUCAAGCAGCUGAAUGCCUUGAAGUAUCAGGUAGAGCUGCGCUAUCGGGCCCUGCAGGAGCUCGAGCUGCAAUACCAGAUGAAGCUGCAGGAGACCUUGGACCUGCAAGCUUCCCAGAACGAGGAUGCUGAGGAGAACAAGAUCAUUCGCAACUUGGAGAACCAGUUGGAAAAGACUAGGUACAAGAUGGAGGAAGCCAAGUGCAUUGCCAAAUUCUACCGUCAACUGAAGGCACACAUGCAGGAGGAAAGACUGACCUUCCUGGGGAAGCUGGACAACGUGGAAGCAGAGGUCAUCCGUCUGCAGCAGGAGUCCACCAUCCUGGAUGGGAUAAAGCAGAAGGCCCAGGCUAGCCGAAACUCAGCCAGGGCCCAGUUGCAGGAUCUAGAAGAAACCAUGUACCUCAUUCGGAAACAGCAGGAGAAGGAUCUGAAUGACUUCAAGAGGCAUGCCGAGGAGAGGAGGAUUCAGAACGAGCGGCUAGAGAGAAAGCGGGACCACAUUCCUAUCGCAGUGGAGGAGCUGACCACCAGCGAUUCCCAAGUUUCCCAGCCCGAAGAGGAGAAGGAUGAGUGGCUGCUCCAAGUAGAGCAGGCUUUCAAGAUAGUCAGAGAGACCACUGGGAUUCCCAACGCCCAGAUGGUCCUGAAGCACUUCCUGACCCAGGGAGAUGUCUUUAGCCACCUGGAGGUUCUGAAGGAGGAAAAUGAGGAGUUGAUGGUGCAGCUUAAGGAGAAGAAACAGCAGAAGCAGCAGGAGCUCCAGGACCUCAAGUUCAAAGGGGAGGCCCAGGUGGCCAGGAGAAUGCAGCUGCUGGAAGACUUGAAGCAGCAGCUGCAGGCCGAGGAGGAUCGGCGCAACCAGGCCCGGAAACGCAUGGAGCGGAUGACGCAGGUGCUGAUGAUGGCAAAGGCCAGUGUGGAGCAUCUGUCCUGCAGGCUGCAGCACAUCACUGUUGAGACCAGCCCUGACUCUGAAGAGGAGCCGGACCCGGCUACUAACGACUACGUCCUGUACCAGCUGUCCCAGAUGCAGAAGAAGAUCAUGAAGAUUCUGCGCCAGCUGGAGGGACGGGACAUAGGCACUAUGCUGAAGCAGAUUACUGAAGAGGCGUUCCAGAACACUCUGGAAGCGAAGCUGCCCCUGUGCAAUGUUCGGAUCACUUUUGAUAAAGAAGAGCCUGAGGACAAGUUAUUUGAUGAAGACAGUGGGGAUGAUCAGCGGGAGGUGAUGACCCGAGCUGCUCUCAAGCUCCAGUCCCAGAAGAUCAUUGAGAUGCAGAACAAGAAGGGGCGUGCAAAGAAGAAGGAACAGCAGCAGUAAUCCCUAACACUGGAAGCUGCAGCCGCCCCUCCCUCCCAACCCUGCUUUCUCCCACCCCUACUACUUGCCUAGCCUCCUGUGGUGAGGUCCUGAGGGAACCAGGCAAGGGACACUUCAGUCCACUCUCUCCACCCCUUGCUUUCCUCUUCCUGCCCCUAACCCUGGUGACAUGACAUGUUUGUGCCCUCUGCUCAGUUGGCCUGAGCAGCUCUCCCCAGGGCCCGGGAGAGACGAGGGCCUCCUCAUGGUACUGUAUAAGAACAAGUCGCAGUUGUAUAAGAACUAUGUGGAUCCCAGUCCCUGGGGAAGACUACCAGCUAAGAGCCCCAAGCAAGGGAGGGACUAGAUGGUUCCCACCAUAAAUCUUCCAGCACAGUGAGCCCAGGGGGAGGAGUUGACAGGGGUACAGCCGGCUUUGUCCCUGCUCUCAGCCUGCACUGGGUCCCGCUUUUUGGAUUAGAGGUUGAAUAGAAGGAAGCCGUCUCCUCCCUGGGCCCAGCACCUUCUUGUCCCCUUUGUUCCCUCUUUCCACACUCCUGGCCUUCCCCAACACCCUCUGCCUGUUUAGUAAAUUAUUACUUAUUCAAGUGAAUAAAGGUUGCUGAGCAGA